Molecule: messenger RNA, 2134 nt
Organism: Zingiber officinale
Lineage: Eukaryota; Viridiplantae; Streptophyta; Magnoliopsida; Zingiberales; Zingiberaceae
Exons: 5
Coding region: 555-1898 (447 amino acids)
Source: RefSeq, a predicted model, not a curated record
CAUCAUCAAUGGCGAUAACUUCCAACUCCCAAGUCCUGUUCUUUGCAAUGGAAUAGUUUCCCACUCACGUGAUCUCGUCUGUUUCAUGGCCAGCAUACGGCAGUGCCCACAACUGCUACUCCUUCCCUUGGUUGCGCAGUUGCGCUCCCCUCCUCAUCUCUGAAUCCAUGGAGUACGAACGAAUCCAUAACCAUAAACCCUUGUCUGCUCUGGUAAAUUUCUGCUCUUUUCAUCUCCAUUUAUCUCCCUCUGAGCUCAAAGGACUGGUGUUUUGAGAUUGGCAACCAAAAGCUGCGACAUGAGUCACUGCUUGCAUCGGUUUCGAUGCAGAUAGAUUUCGUCCGCUUGCGCUUGCCUGCGCUCCGACUCGACGUCUUUUCCUAUUAUAAUUUCGAGCCUGAAAAGACCAGAGAUGGGGUUUUAGAUUAAAUGAUAUGAAUGCCUGUGCUUGGGACGUUGUGACGGGGAUCCGGCAGCUUUUUUAGUCAGAGUUUUGGGUUAAAUUGGUUUUGUGGUUUAAGGGAAGCGGAUUCUCUCCCAAGAAUCUUCGGGCGAUGCUGCUUGGAGCGGAGAAGAGGAGAAAGGAAGAGGAGGGGCUCGAAUCGAAGGCUUCGUCAAGAUCGGAACCCUCGAAGCUUGAAAGCGGAAGGCCAAGCGCGGCGAAUAGUUGCAAGGAUGUAGAAUGCUUCUCAUUGAUGGAAAUAGGUUUCAGAUCGAGAGAUCAGGCGAUGGGCGUAGGCAGGACUAGAGCACAAGAAGAGGACUCCAUCGAAUCGGACAGCGGAUCCGCCGGAUUCGAGUUCCAGAAGGCAGAGCGGACGCCACAUCACCGGGCGACGGCGGCGCUGGUGCCUCUUUUCUCGAAGCCGGCGCCGUCGAAGUGGGACGAUGCGCAUAAGUGGAUUGCAAGCCCGACGUCGAACCGUGGGGGGAACAAGGGCGGAGGAGGAGGAGGUCAGGCGAAGAAGGGAGACUUGGUGGGAUACGUGAAUCGACACACCGCGGCCAAGGCUGCUCUGGAUGUGGUGGAGGAAGUAGACACCAAGAGAGUGGAUGUAAGCCAGGCGAAGAAAGAAAUGGGCGCUGCGAAGAGUAUGAGUUGGGUGGGUGAGCAUCAUCCUGCGCCAGAUUCAGGGGCUAAACCUGCGGCUGUUCUCGAGAAUCCAGUGGUCGAUUCAGAUGUGCCUACUAUCAGGGCUGUAUCCAUGAGAGAUAUGGGAACAGAAAUGACUCCUAUUGCAAGCCAAGAGCCUUCUCGAACAGGAACCCCCAUUAGGGCAACCUCACCACUUAGUAGCCCACCUUUGUCGCUGCCAUCAACGCCACAAAGAUCAGCUCCAGGUUCAACUCAGACAGACACAAUUCCUCAUCAGGAAUUGAGCAUUAAGGAGUUAUCUGAAAAGGAACAGCACAGGAAAACUCGGAGGGAGAUAAUGGUGCUAGGCCAGCAAUUGGGUAAGACAAACAUAGCAGCAUGGGCUAGCAAGGAAGACGAGGAACUUUAUGCAUCUACUUCAACUAAUAUGGUGUCAAAGGAUCAUUCAGCUAGAAGUGUCAUUGAAGCUCGUGCAGCAGCAUGGGAGGAAGCAGAAAAGACCAAGUAUCUUGCUAGGUUCAAACAAGAAGAGAUCAAAAUCAUGGCAUGGGAAAAUCAUCAGAAAGCAACAAUAGAAGCUGAAUUGAGGAAAAUUGAGGUUAAGGUAGAAAGAAUGAGGGCAUCCUCACACGAGAGAUUGAUGAGCCAGCUUGCGUCUGUGAGACACAAAGCUGAAGAUAAACGUGCUGCAGCAGGAGCCAAAAGAAAUCAACAAGCUGCUAAAACUGCACAGCAAGCAGAUUACAUCAGAAGAACUGGUCGGAUUCCUUCCAAAUUUUAUUGCUGGGGUUGGUGCUUUUAGUUCAUUGUUUGAAUCAAGGACUCAAUCCGCGCUUGCCUUGAAGGAGAAGAUUUUGUUGCUUUGUUGCUUCUAUAAUGUAGAUGGUGUACCUCUUUUUUUUUCUGAGUUCUCAUUGUAAAUUCUGAUAGUUUCUCAUUGUUUUGCUAACUGGAAUCAUGAUCCUUUUCCUGAAAUCAAGCUAUCAUAUUAUUUUCUUUCAAAAAAGUGUUCAGAAAUAAUAAAAUGAUUAAGAUUCG